Molecule: messenger RNA, 2591 nt
Organism: Prunus persica (peach)
Lineage: Eukaryota; Viridiplantae; Streptophyta; Magnoliopsida; Rosales; Rosaceae
Product: protein IQ-DOMAIN 1
Exons: 4
Coding region: 780-2234 (484 amino acids)
Molecular function (GO): protein binding
Source: RefSeq, a predicted model, not a curated record
UCCUCCAAAUCGAAGAGGAAAGGCUCUUGGACCAUGCUUGGUGGAGGGUAUUGGUAUCAAAAGGUAACCUUCACAGCUUCACUUGGGAUCAUGAAAAAACGUAGGCUCAACUCCAACAGCUGGGAUUGGAUGAGCACGUGAAGAAUCAGAGCCACCUCCUUAACUCACAACACUUCUCUGUGGAACCCACAACCCCCAUAAGGCCAAUCAAUAAAACAAAAAAUGACAAAAACCCACUAAUGGAUCCCUUAAAAAUGAGUAUUUUACAAGGAUGCUGCCUCUUCUCGACCCGUUUUCACAUGGUUUCUGAUCCUCUCCAUUCAAUAUCAUUACCAAAACACCCUUGAUGACUAUAUCAAAAUGUGAAUUACCUCAAGGACAAAAAGGGGUACUAGCAUAUAUUUAGUGGAGGCAAGGAAUCUCUGCCAAAAAUUAUAUAUAUUCCAUGAGGUUGGCUGCUACUAGCUUAUUAUUGGGCAGCUUAAUCCUCAAGGAGCCUGAAAAAAAAAUGAAAAAAGAAAAAAAAAGAUUGAACCAAAUAUCACCAUCUGAGAAGUUACAUUUGUAAAGUUAAUAACAGAGAAGGAAUAAUGGAACAAAAGACCAGGCUGUUAAAGAAAAAAAAAGAAGAAGCUGUGACUUGUAACAAAGGAGGAGCAUUAUAAUUUUGAAAGCUACCUAUCAAGAACAAACGAUCUAUCUUGUUGCUUUCUUCUUUCUAUGUUGUUGUUGUUGUUGAUGGUGCAAUGGCAGCUUAGAAGCACACAUAUCUAACUCAGAUGGGGAAGACAGGCAAAUGGCUUAGAAGCUUCUUGACAGGAAAGAAGGACAAGGAGAAGGACAAGGAGAAGGACAAGGAAAAAUGUCCCACAAACCAGAGUUGUUCUGUUGCAAGUCAUGAGAAUCCAACAACUCCAAUUUCCAAUUCACAGACAACACCGAAAGAGAAGAGGAGAUGGAGUUUCAGAAGAUCAUCAGCCACAGCAGCAGCAGCAGCAGCAGCAUCAGCUGCAGCUCCAAGAGACUCCAGUUUUAUAGAUGCAAUGCCCACCACACCACCGUCUAUGCACACCACAUUGGACUCUCAGAAUUAUGAGCAGAAAAAACAUGCCCUGGCUAUGGCUGCGGCCACAGCUGCAGUCGCUGAUGCAGCUGUGGCUGCUGCGCAAGCUGCAGCCGCUGUGAUCCGGCUUACAGCUGCUGCCAGUGAGAAAGCCAGUGCAUCUGAAGAGGCAGCAGCUGUCAAAAUUCAAUCUGUCUUCCGUUCAUAUUUGGCAAGAAAAGCACUGUGUGCCUUGAAAGGAUUAGUGAAGUUGCAGGCGUUGGUAAGGGGUCACCUGGUGAGAAAACAGGCCAAAGCUACACUAAGGUGCAUGCAGGCAUUGGUGACAGCACAGGCUCGAGCUCUGGCUCAGAGGAUCCGGAUGGCUGAAGAUGAAAAUACUGUUAUUCCUCCUAGACAUUCCACCCCCAGAAGAUCUUUGCAGGAAAAUCGGUUCCGGCAUACAUAUAAUGAAAUGGACAGAGGCAUGGAAGAGAACAUUAAGAUCGUGGAGAUGGAUCUUGGAGAGUCAAAGGGAAUUUUGAAGAGCAGAAAUAGCAGCUAUUCAAACCUCUCACAAACAGAGAGAACAGAACACAGAUUUUCCACUCAGCAUGCACCGAAUCAAGCCUACUCAAACCAAGACAGCUACAACCAGCUCUCCCCAGCUCCAUCAGCUCUCACUGACUUGAGCCCUGGAGCCUGCAGCGCACAUUUGGAGGACUAUUCUUUUGGCACAGCACAAAGCAGCCCUCAGUGCUAUUCUGCCAUGUCCAAACUUGACCCAUCAAGAGCACCCUUUGCUUUUCCUAGGCCAGAUUAUGGAGAGCCUCUGUCCUAUGACUACCCUUUGUUCCCAAAUUACAUGGCAAACACACAAUCUUCAAAGGCGAAAGCCCGGUCGCAGAGUGCACCAAAGCAAAGGCCUGCAGAUUCAAUUGAGAGGCAGCCAAGCAGGCCGCGGAGGGCGUCCAUGGAAGGAAGGAACAUCCCAAGGGCUGUGAAGAUGCAGAGGUCAUCUUCUCAUGUGAGUUCAACUGCUCAGAAUUACCAGUAUCCUUGGUAUAUCAAGCUUGACAGGUCCACCGUUUCACUCAAAGAAAGUGAAUGUGGCUCCAGCAGUACAGUGCUCACAAACACCAACUACUGCAGAUCUCUUGUUGCAUUUGAUGCACAUGGAAGUAGGUACUAACAGCGCAUCCCUUCCCAAAAUUAUGCUUGCCCCAAAGCAUAAGAAACAUGCAAUAGUGUAAUUAGAGAAUGCAAGCUGCAAUUCAAUAUUGCUGACCUCUUUUUUUUUUCUUGGGAUUUUGGUUCUGAUUCUUGUGUCAUUGCAGCAAGAGUGUGUAUUUUAUUAAGUUCCUUGAUUUGCUUGUGUAGUGUCCCAUUUUGCAUCUGAUGUUUGUAUGUAGACAUUUUGGCUAAAUAUGUGUUCCUGAGGCUAAAUUCUCAGAUAAACUUAUCAGGAGCACAGUGUAAUUGGAUUGUAAUCUGUGUAUAGAGAAUUUAUUCUGCAUGAUUUUUUCAAAGACUGCUGCUUAUUCUGUGA